CGCUCUACGGGGGGAGGUAGAAGUGCGCGGGCGCGGUACGGAGCCAGCGUUACUCCACGACCUGCACUCAACGCUGCCGCCUGCCGCGCCCGAAACCCUCCACACCAUCUCCAUCAUCCUCAAAGGCCUCGUCUUCGUCACCAUCAUCCUUGGAGCCUUACUGGGAAACGCCCUCGUCAUCAUAUCAGUCCACCGACAUAGGAAGCUGCGCGUCAUAACCAACUACUACGUCGUCAGUCUCGCUGUCGCGGACAUGCUAGUCGCUUUGUGUGCGAUGACCUUUAAUGCUAGUGCAGAGCUUACCGACGCUUGGCUCUUUGGGCCUUUAGUCUGUGAUAUCUUCAAUUCCCUUGACGUAUACUUCUCUAGCGCCUCAAUCCUUCAUCUAUGCUGCAUAUCCGUUGAUAGAUAUUACGCUAUCGUCCGACCUUUAGAGUAUCCGGUAACGAUGACACAUAGAACUGUUUGCUUCAUGCUCGCAAAUGUCUGGCUAUGGCCGGCGUUUAUUAGUUUUGUACCGAUAUUCAUGGGAUGGUACACUACAGAAGAUCAUCGGCAGUAUAGAAAGAACCAUCCAGAUGUUUGCGUCUUCAAAGCCAAUAUGGUUUACGCGAUAAUAUCUUCGAGCGUCUCAUUUUGGAUACCGAGUCUAGUCAUGAUAUCAAUGUACUGUAAGAUAUUUAGGGAAGCGGUCAGACAAAGGGAAGCUUUGACUAGAACAUCAUCGAAUAUUCUGCUCAAUUCUGUCCAUAUAAAGCAUACUUCGCACAGCGCACACCAUUCUCACUACUUGCAUCCUGAUAGAAGGCCUUCAGACAUAAGUCCGAAUUACAGUACCUUCACAGAAGUAGGGCCAGAAGAGACUGAAUUCGGUGGAGAAGUUGUAAUGGCUCUAGGAGAUAUAUGUCCGAGUAAAGAGGCCAGUCCAAGGAAGUCAGUAAACAUAAGCUGUGAUACAGCUAGCUCGGGCUAUUGUUCUGGUGGAUCAAACAAAAGGUCAAGUGGUCCUCCGGUUGGUUGGAGACCAAGCUGCUCAUCAGCUGUAGCGACAAGAGAUUUGGCGCGAGCAGCGACAGAACUAAAUUCUCAAGGUGCCAGUCUUCGCGCGGCGGGCAAGUCGUGGCGAGCGGAGCAUAAAGCGGCGCGCACACUUGGUAUCAUCGUCGGCGCAUUCUUGUUGUGUUGGCUACCAUUUUUUCUUUGGUACGUUACAACAAACGUCUGUGGUGAACCGUGCGAGACACCAGACGUCGUAGUCGGCGUACUAUUCUGGAUUGGCUACUUCAACUCGGCUCUGAACCCGCUGAUCUACGCGUACUUCAAUCGGGACUUUCGGGACGCGUUCAAAAACACUCUAAUGUGCGCGCUGCCUUGUUGCUUCAGCUGCUGGAAGGACACCGGCGCGGGGUCUUUUGUGUGAUAACCUUGUUUUUAAGAUUUCGAAAAUGUAUAUUAUAGAUUUAAUUUUGGUAAGUGAUGAUAAAAAAUUACGUUGACUAAUUGUUGUUAUACUUGGAAUUAAGAGUCUAGAAGCCAAAUCAAAGUACGAUAAAAUUUAAUUAAAUGGAAUUUAAUUGAUAGUCAGGGAUCCCUAGAACAUUAUAUACACCUGAUUACUAAGAAGCUAAUUUUUCGUGAGUAGCUUCAUCUCGAUGAGACGAACAUCUUUUUUAUUUACGAAAAUUUUUGAUUCUGUUAGCUAUAACUGAGUUACCAGGAAAUUAAAAUUUCAGAGCGUCGGAACGAGAUAAUGUACCACGCAAUUGGCAUAAUGCAUGGUAAGUAAAAAAAAUUAAUAGCCUCGUUAUUGAUACAAGUUGGGAGGAGGGUAGAGUAACAAAAGUUAGCUACCAGAAUCAAGAAUUUUCGUAAGGAAAAAGUUGAUCGUCUCAUCGAGAUGGAGCUACUAACGAAAAAUAAGCUUGUUAGUAAUCAGGUGUACAAAAUGUUCUAGGGAUCCCUGACUAUGAGUCUUGGGUUUAUGUACUAAUGUUAAAUUUCUAUUGUAUUGUAUGUAAAUUCGUUGUAUAGUGGCAUCAGCAAUAAAAAUUUGUAAAUGUAAUUUAAGUAGGUACCUUAUGCUUACAAUUAUGUUA
Molecule: messenger RNA, 2096 nt
Organism: Bicyclus anynana (squinting bush brown)
Lineage: Eukaryota; Metazoa; Arthropoda; Insecta; Lepidoptera; Nymphalidae
Product: octopamine receptor beta-3R-like
Exons: 3
Coding region: 254-1420 (388 amino acids)
Biological process (GO): adenylate cyclase-activating adrenergic receptor signaling pathway
Cellular component (GO): membrane
Molecular function (GO): octopamine receptor activity
Source: RefSeq, a predicted model, not a curated record